Molecule: messenger RNA, 2162 nt
Organism: Archocentrus centrarchus (flier cichlid)
Lineage: Eukaryota; Metazoa; Chordata; Actinopteri; Cichliformes; Cichlidae
Gene: ccna2
Product: cyclin A2
Exons: 8
Coding region: 358-1665 (435 amino acids)
Biological process (GO): mitotic cell cycle phase transition
Molecular function (GO): cyclin-dependent protein serine/threonine kinase regulator activity
Source: RefSeq, a predicted model, not a curated record
UUUUGUGUAAAUGGACCGGGGUUAGCGCUCUUGUUUGCAGGUUAGUCGUCAUUUUGAAACCGGCGCCUUAUGGCGGCUUAAAUUCAUGUUUUCAGAUUGCAGCUAUCCUACCGCCAAUUGUGCAUGCCUUGUUUUCUGUCUGUUUUGUUUUAGUACGGAGGUUCCAAGUGUCGUUGCCAUCUCAACAGCUUAGUUUUGAUUGUGAACAAUUCCUUAAGCUUCCACGGCAAGGUAGCUAAUAAUAGCCGCGAUACAAGUGUCCAUACCUGAUCUUUUUACCCAGCCACAGUUUUUGAGUGCUCGUUUCCCAAGAAGACAAGCGCACAGCAGUUGUAGUUAAGCUUCUUGGAGGGCAACAUGUCAGGCGCUAACAGAACAGAGGGAAGCGCGGCUAAUGACUACCACAACCAGGAAAAUGUGCUGCAAAGACUCAGAGGCUCUAUCAAAGCCCGUCCUGUGGCUAGUGAAAACCAAGAAAACCUGCCCCCGAAGCAAACUGCCAACAACAGGACCGUGCUGGGAGCCCUGCAGAACAACCAGAGGAACAUAACCCAGCUAGGCGGAAAGCAGGAGUCGACAAAGUCUUUGUCUUGUAAAACUGAAGACUUUGGCAAAAGCUGCCUUGAUAAGCCACCGGCCAAGCAACCCGCUUUCCAGAUCCAUGUCGACGAGCCUGAUGGAGCCUGUGUCAAGAAAUCCCAGCAGGCAGCUGAGAGUAUCAAAGUAAAGCCCACAGUUGAUGAAUCCCCACUGGCAAUCAGUACUGUGGCACGGCUUCGGCAGCCCCUUGCCACCAUUGACUUGCCAUCAGCGAUGGAUGUCAGCUUUGAUUCUCCGAUGGACAUGUCUGUGAUUGAGGGGGAGGAAAAAACAGCCAAUGUAAAUGAGGCCCCAGAAUAUGCAGCUGAAAUCCACACCUACCUGAGGGAAAUGGAGGUGAAAACCAGGCCUAAAGCUGGCUACAUGAAGAAGCAGCCUGACAUCACAAACAGCAUGAGGGCCAUUCUGGUGGACUGGCUGGUAGAGGUUGGAGAAGAGUACAAGCUCCAGAAUGAGACUCUUUAUUUGGCCGUUAACUACAUUGAUCGCUUCCUUUCAUCAAUGUCUGUGCUAAGGGGCAAACUUCAGCUGGUUGGGACCGCUGCUAUGCUGCUAGCUUCGAAAUUUGAAGAGAUCUACCCCCCAGAGGUGGCAGAGUUUGUUUACAUCACAGAUGACACCUACACAAAGAAGCAAGUGUUAAGAAUGGAGCAUCUGGUGCUUAAAGUGCUCUCAUUUGACAUGGCAGCACCAACAAUAAACCAGUUUCUCACUCAGUAUUUCCUCCAGCACUCCAUUACCAAACAAGUAGAGAGCUUGGCAAUGUACCUUGGGGAGCUCAGUCUGGUUGAUUCAGAUCCUUUCCUGAAAUACCUGCCGUCACAGACAGCAGCUGCAGCCUACGUCCUGGCCAACAACACAGUGACUGGUGGCUCAUGGCCCAAGUCCUUGAAGGAGAUGACUGGCUACUCACUGGAAGAUCUGAUGCCAUGUGUUGAGGAUCUUCACCAAACAUACCUCAGUGCCCCCCAGCAUGCGCAGCAGUCUGUCCGGGAAAAGUACAAGGGCUCAAAGUACUCUGAGGCCUCAACCAUCAACGCACCAACUAAAUUGCAGCUGAACUGAUUCCUCAUCCCCCUGUAUCCAUGUUGUCAUACCCCUGUCACUUAAAGAUGUGUGUCAGAUAUGCCCUGCUCUUUUUGGAGUAGUGCUAGGUAUUUUAGAUGUUUGUUUUUUUUAUAUAUUUUUAUAUUAAGCCCAAGAUUCAUGCCACACUACAAUUAUUGGCAAAUCAAGCAGUUUUAAUCAGACAAACUAAAGGUCUUAUAGCACUCAGUGUGCUACUUGGAUCUUCAGUGUCUCUAGUUGAUCUGUAAACUUAAACUCAGAACUAACUGUGGCCUUUUUUCAAAUUUUUCUGGCUUAGAUUCCUAAGCAGUUGCAGGUUUACCCUGUUUUUUUUUGAGGUGUAACCUUGAACCGUUUGGCCUCAUGGAUGCAGAUUAAAGUUUGUCUGUCAUGGAGUCGUGAUUACGCUGGUGUCUUUGAAGUUGAACACACUUUGGGACAUCUUCUGCACUAGUAAAGUGUGGCUCUUGUAAAUAAAAUUCUUUUAAAUAAGA